Aspergillus aculeatinus CBS 121060 is the source of this 1709-nucleotide messenger RNA. RefSeq names its product Golgi transport complex subunit COG5. The coding region runs from base 260 to 1693 and encodes 477 amino acids. Lineage: Eukaryota; Fungi; Ascomycota; Eurotiomycetes; Eurotiales; Aspergillaceae. Gene Ontology annotation, biological process: intra-Golgi vesicle-mediated transport. Gene Ontology annotation, cellular component: COG complex. The transcript has a single exon. The record is from RefSeq and is a predicted model, not a curated record.
GAGACUGUCACAUGGAAGAGUUGACUACAUCUAGCUUUGUUUACCCCAUGCUCUACCAAAUUCCCAGGAAGCCCCGUGCCGUGAACCUGUGUUCCUGCUGCUUUGUUUGAUACGGUGAUACCCAAGCUUCUUUUGAGUUUCGAUCCUCCAUCCCAGUCCAAUUUUCUUUCUUCUGAUACCCCUUCGAUUCUCGAGCUCUCUGUUUUCUUAUUGAGCACCAGCCCCGUGGAAGAGCGAGCUAGUGGAAGCGACACCCACCAUGGCGGAUGCGGAACCAUCGUACAUAGAUUAUGAGGCCUUUCUAGACCCCGACUUUUCACCCGCCUCGUUCGCCAACUCCCUUGUUGUAGCCACCAACAAUGCGACAGACACACCGCUGGAUCUGUCUACCCCGCUUUCGCGGGUCCUCUUCGAUCUCCAAGAGAUAGACACCCACAUCCAUGCGCUGACCACCAAAUCAGCCCUCCCCUUGCUGACGCACACGCGCGACCAGACCGAUGCAGCCAGUCAUAUCCUCAAGGAGGCCGAGGACCAGAUCGCCUCCGUCACGCAGGGGUAUGAGCGCCUCGAAAAAGAGGUCUUCAGCAAGUGGGAGGCCGCUGACGAGGCUCGAGUGGCGGCCGAGAAGUCCCUGGCCACCGUGCGACUCGCACGAGCCGUGGCGCGCUGCCUGUCUCUCGGCAGACAGCUGGAAAGUCAGCUCGCAGAGAUAGGUGGCAUCGAAGGGACGACGUCACCCGUCACCGGCCGGGAUGAUUACCGCACGCUGGAGCGCGCCGCCUCCACCAUUGUCAGUCUACGGCGUAUGCUCUCCGAGACCGGCCCGGGCGAGGAAGGCUACGGACUUGACCGUGUCAAGGUGGUCCGGACGCUGAGAGCGGAGCUCGUCCUGCCGGCCGAAAACAUGGUCAAGGCACGGGCGCAGCAGGCCAUCACGCGAUUCUCCAUGUCGAACAUCUCCGGCGGCGCGAGCUCCCAGACGCAGUCCGGCUACAGGCAAGCGCGCGAUGCGAGGGCCCGGCUGGUGUCCGCCGUCAACAUCCUGUAUCUACUGUCGCCGGUGCCCAAGACGUUGAGCUCCGCGGCGGACUUCGUCCCCGAGCUUCUCCUCUCUACGCUGCAGGGGUACAUGCACACGGCCAUUUCCACCUCCUUGAGCAACCUCACGCGGUCAUUGUCGAUGCUGCCGACCCUCGAGCGGACUCUUGCCGACCUGUCUGCGCGAUGCCAGGAUAUCUUCGCGCUGGAGGCCGUGCUCAACCAUCUUCGCCCACCACCACACCCACUAUUCCCUGCAGCCCAGCCGGUGGCUACGCCCACCAACCGCGACGGAGAUCAGAGUGAAGCACCGCCCCAGACCAGCAGCAGCAGCAAGAACAACCUGCUCCAGCCACUGCUCAGUUCUCUCGACACUUCCUCCCUUCCCUCAUAUUUCUGGCGAUCCCUGGCGUCGUAUCUCACGGCUCGGGUCCAGGAGAUCGUCAACCGCGGAGGCGUGUCGGCUCGGACCUUGCGCUCAAAUCGCGAUCGCAUCAAAAAGGAAGUCAAGGAAUGUGUCCUGCGGGGCUCCCAGCUGCCUACCUCUGUGUUGGGGACCGAAAAGCGAUUAGGAGGCGAGCCGGCGACGGGGAGGAACUGGGAACGGGAGGCAGCGGUUAUGGUCAGUUCGAUUGCCAGUGUCUUAGAUAAAUGAAGCAAGAUAGACAGUG